Messenger RNA from Yarrowia lipolytica CLIB122, 681 nucleotides. RefSeq lists its product as uncharacterized. Gene Ontology annotation, cellular component: membrane. The record is from RefSeq and is a predicted model, not a curated record. Gene Ontology annotation, biological process: vesicle-mediated transport. Lineage: Eukaryota; Fungi; Ascomycota; Dipodascomycetes; Dipodascales.
AUGUCGGAACUGAAAGACGACGCAAUCUACGCCGCCAUCGCGCACGGUGACACCAUUCUGUGCCAGCAUGACUUUGCCAAACGAGAUCCCAAGGAGGUGGUGCAGCUGGUGCUGGCGAAAAUCUCCCCUGGAGAGUCCAAGAAGGCCUCUCUAAUGUACCAGGAUCUGUCGAUCCACUACAUAACCACACAGGCGACUUCCGAUACGCCCGAGGGCGUGACGUUUAUCCUCAUCACCAAGGAGUCGUGCGGCCGAAAGGCCCCCUUCCUGUGUCUGCUGGAGCUGGAGAAGAAGUUCAACCAGCAGUACAGCUUGCAGACAAUCGGAAGCGCCUCCAAGGAUAGCCUCAACAAGUUCGAGGGCGAAAUGGUGACGCUUGUCAACUCGGGCAAAUACGAAGACGUGGCCAAGGUGGCCCAGUCGGAGAUCAACAAGGUCAGAGAUAUCAUGGUGGAGAACGUGGAGCAGAUUCUGGAGCGAGGAGAACGAAUAUCGUUGCUGGUGAACCGAACCGACGAAAUGACUAACAACGCCGUGGCGUUCCGCAAACGAAGCACCCAGGCCAAGAGAAACUUGUGGUGGAAGAACGUCAAAAUGGGCGCUCUGUUGGGCACUGGAGUGGCGGGUCUUGUCUACGUAGCGAUUGGCUCUGUUUGUGGCUUUGGUUUCCAGUGCGUUUAG